Messenger RNA from Telopea speciosissima, 1923 nucleotides. RefSeq names its product WRKY transcription factor WRKY24-like. Gene Ontology annotation, molecular function: sequence-specific DNA binding; DNA-binding transcription factor activity. The record is from RefSeq and is a predicted model, not a curated record. The transcript is spliced from 5 exons. Bases 30 to 1784 code for a protein of 584 amino acids. Gene Ontology annotation, biological process: regulation of DNA-templated transcription. Lineage: Eukaryota; Viridiplantae; Streptophyta; Magnoliopsida; Proteales; Proteaceae.
UCAUCUCAUCUUUUUUAUUACUCACUCUCAUGGCUUCUUCUUCUGCGGGUAGUUUAGAAACCUCAGCAAAUUCAAAUCAAGCUUUAACCUUUUCAACUCAUUUCAUGACUCCUUCUUUCUCUGAUCUUCUAUCUACUGAUUAUGACUCGGGGACACAGAAACGAGAAGGAUUUAAGAUGAGUCAAGGAUUCUCUGAUCGUAUAGCUGAUCGAACAAAUUCUGGGGUCCCCAAAUUCAAGUCUUUACCUCCUCCUUCUCUGCCUCUCUCUCCCCCUCCUCCUUCUCCUUCUUCUUACUUUGCAAUCCCUCCUGGGUUAAGCCCUACUGACCUUUUGGAUUCACCUGUCCUUCUCUCUACUUCCACUAUUCUGCCAUCUCCAACUACUGGGACUCUGCCUACCCAGGGGUUCAAUUGGAAGAGUAGCUUUCAGCAAAGUGUAAAAAAUGAAGAGGGAAAUUACUCCAAUUUCUCUUUCCAGCCCCAAAUAAGGUCUUCUAUGUCUCCGGGUUCGAUGUUUCAGACUUCUGCAACAACAUCAUCAUCUUCUAUGGUAGAAACCUUGAAAGCACAGCAACAAGCAUGGAAUAUGCAGGAAUCCAACAAGCAAAGCGAUUCAAAGGCCACAGUGAAAUCUGAGUUGGCCCCAAACCAGAGCUUCUCUCCCGAGAUUGUUUCGAUUCAAACUAAUACCCAAGUCAGUGGUGGAUUUCAAUCUGAGAAUAAUCAAUACCCUCAGAAUACUAUGUCCAUCAGAGAGCAGAGGAGGUCGGAAGAUGGGUAUAAUUGGAGAAAGUACGGACAGAAACAAGUGAAAGGGAGUGAAAACCCACGUAGUUAUUACAAGUGCACGUAUCCAAAUUGCCCAACAAAGAAGAAAGUGGAGAGAUCCUUGGAUGGACAGAUUACUGAGAUAGUCUAUAAGGGAAGCCAUAACCAUCCCAAGCCUCUGUCCACAAGAAGGAACUCAGGUUCUUCAGUUCAAGCUUAUGCAAUCCCAACAACAGAAAUAUCUGAUCAAUCAGUCCUGACACACAGUGCAACACAAGCAGAUUCCAUUGCCACUCCAGAAAAUUCUUCAAUCUCUGUAGGGGAUGAAGAUAUAGACCAGACUAAAUCAGGUGGAGAUGAAUUUGAUGAAGAUGAACCUGAGGCCAAAAGAUGGAAGAAGGAUGGUGAGCUUGAGGGUAUCUCAGCUCCUGGGAAUAGAACAGUGAGAGAACCAAGGGUUGUAGUUCAAACUACAAGUGAUAUUGAUAUUCUGGAUGAUGGAUACAGAUGGAGGAAAUAUGGGCAGAAGGUUGUAAAGGGAAAUCCAAACCCAAGGAGCUACUACAAGUGUACACAUAUGGGAUGUCCAGUGAGGAAGCAUGUCGAGAGAGCAUCCCAUGAUCUGAGGGCAGUGAUAACAACUUAUGAAGGGAAACACAACCACGAUGUGCCGGCCGCUCGGGGUAGCGGCAGCCACUCAGUCCAUAGGCCUUUACCUGAUAACAAUAACAGCAACAACAGCAACAUCAACAACAACAACAACAACAAUGCAAAAAUGGCUAUAAGGCCUUUGCCCAUUAACAAUGGCUUUAGCAACUUCAAAGUUCCAGUAUCAGAAGGGCAAACACCCUUCACACUAGAGAUGCUGCAGAGCCCUGGUAGCUUUGGAUUCUCAGGGUUAGGGAACUCUCUGAUCUCCUACAUGAGCCAACCACAACACACACAAUCUGUGUUUCCUAGAGCCAAAGAAGAACCCAGGGAUGAGAUGUUUCUUGAUACGUCAUUGCUAUGUUAAGAGGAAAGAAAAAAAAAUUAGUCAGGUUAUCCAAACAAUAAGAUGCUGAUUGUUUGAUUAUAUUAAUUUGUUACUGUAUAUUCAAUAGGAAUUUGGGUGUUGUAAAUUUAUAUAUAGAGAUACAGAGAGUCUCUGUUCA